This is a messenger RNA of Coccinella septempunctata (seven-spotted ladybird), 1661 nucleotides long. RefSeq lists its product as uncharacterized. The coding region runs from base 370 to 1638 and encodes 422 amino acids. Lineage: Eukaryota; Metazoa; Arthropoda; Insecta; Coleoptera; Coccinellidae. The record is from RefSeq and is a predicted model, not a curated record. The transcript is spliced from 2 exons.
CUUGUGUCAUAGGCACCCAGUAUUUAUAUGCGGUGUGUGUUGUGUUGCCUGCCGAUGAGCGAUGAUAUUGCGCCUCUGUUUUACUGUUUUGCUUGUGCGUUUGUUUCUUUUUUUUUUAUUCUUAUCGGCAUCGCAUAUUGGGGAGAAAUAAUACGCGUUGAUCGUAAUGAAGGUUGAUUUCUUUAAGCGUGAACCCGGAGAAUAACCGAUUAUCAUAGAUUUUGGAAGUCAUUGAGAUUGGAUUCAGGUCAUUCUUCUAGAAAUAAAUCUUAAUCGAACAUCAUUGAUUUUCUUCAUAUUUUUGGCCAACUCCGACGACCCUGAAUAGCAUUACUGUACAUCUUGGCGACCAACUAGCGGGGCUAAAUUAUGGAGGAACGAAAUUACAAUUUACGAUCCAACAAAGAAGUUCUGAUGAAAAACAAGGACUCGUUGUCUGAAAGUGAGGUAAAACUUCCACCAGAAGAUAACACUCAUCAUGAAGGUAGGAACAUUCCGGAAGUGAUUGAAGAAUGCUCAAUACCAAGUGCUGAAACCAUAGUUCAUAAAGGUGCAAUUUCGAGACCAAAAUCACAGAAUGCACAUAUCGCUUUUUCUGACGAUCUAACACCGAAAUCUGGACAAAUUCCGAACUUACAUCAACCAAUUCCUAGAAAAAUAUUCAGAAAUGUACCAAUAUAUAAUGCUUAUUCAUUUCCUCAAAAUGCUGGUGCAGAGAGUUUGGCGUAUCAGGCUGCUGAAAGUAAUCAAUUCAAUAUUUACCAGCAAAAUCCUAGCAAUAAUUCACAGAUUGAUCUCAGUGUAUUAAUUCAGAAAAUUGUAGUUGAUACAAUCAGUAGUAUGAAAAUUAGUUCAAAUGCAUCCGAUGAGAAUUUUAGUUUUAAACAAUGUAGUGACACCAAUGUACAGGGUGGUCUGAAUCCAAAUACUCUUCCAACACAAUCAAACCUUCCUGUACACAAUUCACCUUUUUCGCUGAGUGAUGUAAGUAAGUUGAUGCCUAAAUUUGAUGGUGAAAUUGAUAAACAACCUCCGGAGUUCUUAGAGUUUUUUGAGAGCAGUAUUGACGUUACAAGAAUUCCGUUCAGUCAUAUAAAAGUACUUUUAAGUAGGGCAUUUGAGAAAUCGGCUAAGCUUUGGUGGGAUGCUUUUUCAGUCAGUUUCGUUGAUUACUACAGUUUCAAACGUGCGUUUUUGUCACACUUUUGGGAUAUUAGAAGGCAGAGAAGGAUUAAGGAUAAGCUGGAAAGUGGUCAGUAUAAAGCAGGAACAUUUGUUAAUCAUUUUAAUUACUGGGCGUCGAUGACACGCUAUUUACAACCUAACUAUUCACCUUCAGAGUUCAUAGAUUUGAUAGCGCCACAUUUUCCCCCCAGUGUAUCUUGUGUACUCUUGGGAUGCACAAACUUUUCAGAUGCAGUAUCUAGAUUGCGACAUGCAGAUGAAUAUUUCAAAAAUUCUAAUAACAAUAAUCAUAGAAAUUUCAGUGAUCAAAAAAGAAUUUCUGAACAGCAAGGCGGUUCAAUUUCGGAAUUUCAAGCGAAGAAAAAUUUUGAGAGAAAAGGGACUUUCAAAAAUGUUUCGUGCGUACAACUAGAUGAAGAUAAUUCGGGAAACGAAUUGCUCCCCCACAACUAAAAUCAUGUGUGGGGGCAAAUGAA